This is a messenger RNA of Aspergillus candidus, 692 nucleotides long. RefSeq lists its product as uncharacterized. NCBI's taxonomy places the organism in Eukaryota, Fungi, Ascomycota, Eurotiomycetes, Eurotiales, Aspergillaceae. The record is from RefSeq and is a predicted model, not a curated record. The transcript is spliced from 2 exons. The coding region runs from base 81 to 539 and encodes 152 amino acids.
UUCCAACAUCUACCAACAUCCCACUCCAACCUCCCCUCCUCCCUAUUUCACUCCACAAAACAAUAUACAAUACAAACACGAUGUCUCGCACCAUCUACCUAGCUAUAUUCUCCAACGGCCCCAAACCAGCCCACCAAGCUAUCUUCAUCCCUACCGGCGACGCAGAUACAGGCAAGAGGGGCAAGGUAAUCCACGUAACCGGAAACCCCGCCACGGGCUUCUUCCUCGAAUUCAAGCGAAACUACGACUUUGAGUUCGAGGAUCGGAAGUACCAGGUCAUUACACUUGCACAGGUCAAUGCCCGGUACAUCAGAGAUACUGUUGGAAACGGACAGCAGUCUACUGAUACGAUUGCUCGUGAUCGGCUGGAGUCGGUUGCGACGAUUGUGUCGCCUCCGGGACCUAGUGCCAAUCCUUUUGAUUCAUUGGCAUUGAACUGCCAGAACUGGAUGAGAGACUAUGUCGAGAAACUUAUCGCCGAGGGCCUGGUCCUGAGUAGUGCUGACUUGGUUGUGGAGAGCGCCCCGAGACUGCUGUGAACAUAUCCAGAGAUGCGAGGCAACAUACCAAUUUGUGUUAACCGGUCUAGUGAAUAUCUCACGAGUGAUGGAAGUUUCUGUAAUUAAGUACUAAUCAGUGGCGGCUGCGAGGAAAAAUGUCUAACAGUGCGUAAGUAAUGACUUCAGGUCCCA